CCACCUUCCUUCCUCUCCGUCCUCCCUCUACAAUGAAACACACCUUUAUCGUGAGUCGUGGGAAUUUGUUUCAAGUCACGUGAUGAUAAGUAAUAGCGCGGAUAGGCAAUGUUCCUCUCGUGGAUUUCGUUCAACCGAACAUCAACGGUGCUUUCUUGUUUUACUCGCCGAUUGAGGAUGGUCAUUACCUGUCUCAAGUAGUUCUAGUGUGACUUGCGGCACCUCGUGCGUCAAAAACGCACUGACACACCAUCGUAGUGACUUAAAGCAAACCUGAGUGAAAAUGACUAAUAAAUCAGGGCAACAAAACGGACACGCCAAUGCGGAGUAUCACACCGUCAGCUGGGCGCGCGAAACUCUAUCUCAGAUUUUGGCAACGAGUGCAAAAAGUUUCCUCCUGUUGUGUGUGGGGAUGCUCAUUGGUUUUCCGACGGUGCUCAUUCCUGUUUUGAUGAGGAACAAGGAUGGGGACUUGCAUUUCAGCGGGGAAGAAGCAUCUUGGUAUGGGAGCUUGACCUAUAUUUUCCAGCCGGCGGGUAGCCUCCUGUCGGGAGCAAUGCUUCAGUCUUUCGGUUGCAAAAAACUCAUGAUGCUCAUCAAUAUACCCCAAUUCGGCUGCUGGUUGAUGCUUUACUAUGCCUCCUCCAAUAUCAGCCUUUAUAUUUCUAGUGCAAUGGUUGGGUUUGUGAUAGGAUUGAUGGAAGCACCGACGAUUCGAUACAUCGGUGAAAUCAGCCACCCUUCGCUGAGAGGUGUUUUGACGACAUACUCAUCCAUGUACACCACGAUUGGGUUUCUUGUUGUCUACUUUCUAGGCAGCCUGACAGACUGGCGUCAUGUAGCCCUCUACAGUUCUCUAGCUCCCAUUAUAUGCGUCUUAGCGUUGUCACAGGUGCCAGAGACUCCGAUGUGGUUGAUGUCCAAAGGACGCUCCGAGGAAGCUCUCCACUCUCUUCAAUGGUUGCGCGGCUGGACUACGGCCGAGAUGGUCAAGGACGAGUUUGUCAAACUGGAAUUCUACUCCAGUAAAAAGCCACGCGAGACUCUUCACAGCUACGAAAAAGAAGUCGACACAAGGGAUGAAAAGUGCCCGUCCAACACUAAUGGCAGUCUUGAAAAUGGCUGUGCCAACGGUGCCGCCCGAAACGUCAACUGCAAAUCUUCAAGUUAUCUUAACGUUCGAGGGAAAAGAGGGCUGGCCGAGAAAUGGAACGAUUUAACACGGAAAGAGAUGGUGAUACCUUUGUGCAAGUGCAUAGUCCUCCAUUGCAUCUCCCUCUUCAGCGGGUUGCUGCCUCUCCGCCCUUUUCUGGUCAAAAUUUUCUCUGAGAUGGAACUGCCGAUCCAGGCAAACUGGAGCUCGGUGUUGGUAUCACUGCUAGGCAUACUUGGCAAUAUUGGAUGUAUGCUUUUGAUAAACCGAGUCGGUAAGAAGCGCUUGGCUAUUACGUCUUUCGGCGCAGUUUCACUAUGCUUCGUAUUUUUGGCACUUCACCUACGCGGUUACUCACCAAAUCUUGGUGGUAACUUCGACGAUCAUUGGUGGCCCCUUUCUCUAUUCUUGAGCCUCUUCUUCUUUUACAAUCUAGCAUUGCAACCAAUACCCUGGAUUUAUCUUAGCGAAUUGCUACCAUACAAGGGGCGAGGAGUUGCGACGGGAAUUGUGGCAAGCCUGUUUUACAUGGGAAUAUUCUUCGGCGUGAAAUCCUAUCCAACGUUGCUAGAAAACAUCGGCUUGGACGGAAUUUUCUACGUGUACGCUGCAGUAAGUAUCGGUGGCAUUUUCUACACGUGGCUUGUACUUCCUAGCACGGAGGGGAAGUUUCUCUGCGAAAUAGAGACCGAAACGACGCAAGUCACUCACAACGGCAAAAAGGUGGACAUCUGAUCUGUUUACGAUACGACUUUAUACUGCAGAAUGCCUCUGAAAAUGCCUACCCCAUAUGGAGCUGUCGUUCAAUAGGCGGGCGGGGGUGGAGCUUUUUUCGCCCUAACCUCAAUAGUAUGGGUUCUCGCUGAAGUUUUUACAAUAAGUAAUUGACGUUGAAAUUAUUAUCUUAAACUCACUCAAGAAUGAUUAAUUUUUAUAUCUGGACACAGAUUUUCGAGCAGUUUCCCUAAGUUUGGUAAAAGUCCGAAAACUGAUCGACGAUCUUCAUUUCGAUCUAACUUUAUCUCUGAAGGUAUGAAACUCAUCGUUUGUGUAGCAUCGGAUCAGCCUAUCUACAGUUUCCAUACCUUUGGCGUGCGCGCAACAACUACCACGUGUUGAGAGACUGUGAAGGUAUAUUACCAAUUAAUGUUAACGUCUUCAGAACGCCUACAAAAGCCUUGUAUGCAACUUUAGUUACAAUAUUGAAGUAUCUCCGACCCUACUCUUAGAUGACGCAACGUGUGCGCUGCUGAAUGUUCCAGUAGGUUCCAAUACAUUCAUAUGCAGAUUAUUGGCGUCCAAUGUAAAUAAACGUAUACUUAAUUAAAACUUUUGCAAGAGCAAAAAAGUUUUGUUUCUUCUGUACAGCUGCCAGUAAGCGUAUUGCAAACUUUUGCAAGACCAAAAAAGUGACUGGUGCCUUUCGUAAAAAUGCUCAAAAAAUACUAGAAGCGCAUGUAUUUUACGUUAUAAAAUGUAUUCCUCAGGUACCUCAUAGUAUGCGCAGAAAAUAUGCAUAUUUUUCAGCCCCUCUGGGGUUGAAAGAUUUUACAGCUAAAAUCUCAAGAUUUCAGUGCGUUAUUAGAACAAAUAAGGGAUGCAUGGCACACACACACAAUCUUCCUCGUCCCUAAAGUGCGUUAAGCACGAAGCCGCGAAUCGUCCUAUUCCCUCGUUUAACUCUCUCCUACUUUUCUCCUUUAAAAAUGUAAUUAAAUUCAAUCAAAUUAAAAUUCACAGUGGAAUACUCCCGACGAGUUAACAUUCUCUUGUAAUAGAGAUUUAUCUUGAUUUCUCUUUUAUUUGCAGUAUUAAUUUUUAUAGCAUCCGUUGAAUGGGGACGCUACUAAUUGCCACUCCUAACCAAUCCUUUUAAUAAUUUUCACUGUGUAUAUCUGUGUGUGUAGCGAAAUGUAUGAUGUGUGUGUAUAUAUAUCAAACGUACUUUUUAUAAGAACUGUUUAGCAAAUUAAGUUGUACUUCAGAAAUGCUUUAUAAAAAGGGUACAUACUAGAAGUCAAAUCGACGCAAUUUGACGCUUCGUGUUAAUUUUUUGGCCUAAAUUGAGAACAAAUUCAAUGGUAUCUCGCCUCUUUGUCCCUACACAGAUCCUUACCACCUACUGAUCCUCAAAAAAUAUUGUUACUCGCACCAAGUUUUGAAUAAUAAUAAUUUGCUCUUUGUUUCCAAAUGACAUCCAUUUCCAUGAUUAGGUCUUAAAGAAUCGUGAGGCUUUUCCGUGAUUGAAAACAUUGUAUUUGAUCUGUUUUGUAAAUAAAAGAAGACUUUCGUACAA
Bemisia tabaci is the source of this 3449-nucleotide messenger RNA. Its product is annotated as trehalose transporter 1-like protein. Gene Ontology annotation, molecular function: transmembrane transporter activity. Gene Ontology annotation, biological process: transmembrane transport. The record is from RefSeq and is a predicted model, not a curated record. Gene Ontology annotation, cellular component: membrane. NCBI's taxonomy places the organism in Eukaryota, Metazoa, Arthropoda, Insecta, Hemiptera, Aleyrodidae.